This is a messenger RNA of Trichomonas vaginalis G3, 1446 nucleotides long. RefSeq names its product regulator of cytokinesis 1 PRC1-related family. The transcript has a single exon. Gene Ontology annotation, molecular function: microtubule binding. The record is from RefSeq and is a predicted model, not a curated record. Gene Ontology annotation, cellular component: spindle; cytoplasm. NCBI's taxonomy places the organism in Eukaryota, Parabasalia, Trichomonadida, Trichomonadidae. Gene Ontology annotation, biological process: microtubule cytoskeleton organization. The coding region runs from base 1 to 1446 and encodes 481 amino acids.
AUGAGUAAAAAGCUUAUCUCAUUCAUGAUCGAUCCAAAUCUGGACCGGUUAUGGACAGCAAUAGGUUUUACGAAAGUUGAGAAGGCAGCAGAAGCAAAAAAAUUGGAACUUGCGCUUAUUGAAGCAUAUCAAAAAUUUAUUGCCGAAACAAACAUAAAUUGCGAAGAUUUACGAGGGGAACUUCGAAAUGCUAUUUUUGAAUAUCAGCAUGUUCAACAGAUCUUUGGUGAUGAAGGAGCAAUUCCUUCAUUGAGUCCAAAAUACUCACUACGCGAUCAAAUUAACUACAUGAACGAUGUAACAGAAGAGUUAAAAAUGAAAUACGAUUCAAGAGUUAAAGAAUUCGACGAAAUUGCAUCGAAACUUUCAGAACAAUACAAAAUUCUAAAGAUAAACGAAGAAGAUCGAGGGGAAUUUGCAGAGGUUGGUACAUCAGAUUUGACCUUGAGUAGAUUAGAAAGAUUUAAACAGACAAACAAAAAAUUAGAUGCAGAAAUACAACAAAGAACUAAAUUAUUUGAGUCACUAGUUCAACAAAUCACAGAGACUAGCGAAUACAUACAAGAAACUAUACCAGAUAAAUUCCAGACUAUUAUAGAAAACAAAAAUAUUGAUAACGAUUCGAUAUCUAAACUUACAGAAUGUUUAAACUCACUCCAAGAACUGCAGGAGACUAAUAAAGAGCAGUUGGAUAAUUUAUGGAAGCGAAUUUCCUAUCUUUACGAAGUUUUAGAUUUCGAUACGAAAUCACGGCGUUCUAAGCCCCAAAAUCCAUCUGUUCAAGAGAUAGAUAGUCUUCUAAAUGAAAUAGAAUCACUCCAGAAGCAAAUAGAAGAUAGUUUACCCACAUUAGUUAAAAGUCUUCAGAGAGAUAUAAAAAAGGUAUGCGACGACCUUCGAAUUUCACCGGCAAACUACAUAAGAUUUACAGGGGAUAACGAAGAUCUUGAAUCCAGAGCGAUUUUCCUACGCAGACAACUAAAUGAUCUGAAACAGAGACAAAUUAAGGCCCAACCGAUUAUUUCGCUUAUCAGUGAGAUAGAGUCGGCCAAUGCUUCUCUGAAGAACGACCCAACGAAGUCGUACAUGUCGAGGGAAAGAGGUGCAGCAAGAAAAAGAGUCGAAGAAGAGAAACAAAGAAAAAUAGCAGUGGAAACGAUACCGAAACUGGAACAGAAACUGUUGAAAUUACUGGCGCAGUUCAAGGAAGAGAAUAAAUACGAUUUUCAGUUCGAAGGAGUCGAUUUGACAAAUUUGGGCCAUGAAAAUGACAGUCAAGUUGCGCCCGUAAAUUUAUCAUCUUUCCCAGAAAAUGGAACAUCACAAAUUAGUCGAAGAACUGGAAAACAGACACUUGGAAAGACUCUUUUGUUGCAGAAACUGAACUCUGAGAAGAAUGAAACAAAGAAUAUGAAGCAGACAACGAGGAGAAGACCUCUAUACUAA